Molecule: messenger RNA, 1572 nt
Organism: Prunus armeniaca (apricot)
Lineage: Eukaryota; Viridiplantae; Streptophyta; Magnoliopsida; Rosales; Rosaceae
Source: the annotation of a GenBank genome assembly
AUGGGUUUUCUUGUUAUCAUCUUCACCUUCAUAUUGCUCUUUUUCUUCCUAACCUUGUCCCUCUUCAUACUUAGAAUCUUCACCGGCAGUCCAUCAGAAACCCAAACUACCCACCUACUCUAUGACUACCAAACUGAAGUUGCCAAAACACAGUCAACUUACAGGCUUCUAGCCCCGCAUCACAGCGAAUUAUACACGACUGAUGCACGAAACGUUGAACAUGUUCUGAAAACCAACUUUGCCAGCUAUUCGAAAGGGGCGUAUACGCAAGCUAUUCUGUCUGAUGUUUUUGGCCAAGGAAUAUUGUUGUGGAUGGAGAAAAGUGGAAGCAGCAGAGGAAGCUUGCAAGCUUCGAGUUCUCGACGAGAGUUCUCAGAGACGUUAGCUGCUCUGUGUUUAGAAGAAAUGCUGCCAAACUGGUUAAAGUUGUUUUUGAGAUUUCAGGUUCCAAUGGGGUUUUUGAUAUGCAAUCUGCAGGCUAAGAUAGACUUGUUCAGUGUUGCUUCAUCAAAUUGGUUUCAUAAAAGCUCAACUCUGAGCUAUGCUUAUAAAAUUGGGGCGGACUUGCUUAUGAGAUGUACCUUGGAUUCCAUAUUCAAAGUUGGGUUUGGAAUAGACCUGAAUUGCUUGGAGGGGUCAAGCAAAGAAGGGACUGCAUUUAUGAAGGCCUUUGAUGAAUCAACUGCUCUGUCCUACUUUCGCUACGUUGAUCCAUUCUGGAAACUGAAAAGAUUUCUCAACCUUGGUUCCGAGGCCUCCCUUAAAAAGUAUAUCAAAGUCAUUGAUGAUUUUGUGCACCAAGUUAUCAGGAGCAAGAGGAAAUUGCUAGAGGAGCAAAAGGAUGUUAAUGACAAGGACGACAUACUAUCGAGGUUUCUACUGGAGAGCGAGAAGGAUCCAGAAGAAAUGAAUGACAAAUAUCUAAGGGACAUCAUUCUGAAUUUUAUGAUUGCUGGCAAGGACACCAGUGCAAAUACCCUCUCAUGGUUCUUCUACCUGCUCAGCAAGAACCCUCUAAUACAGGAAAAAGUUGUACAAGAAGUGAGGGAUGUCGUUGGCAAUCAAAUCGGUGAAGCGAAAAUCGAUGAAUUUGUGGCGAACAUAACUGAUGCAACUCUUGAACAAAUGCAUUAUCUUCACGCGACAUUGACAGAGACGUUGAGGCUAUUCCCUGCAGUUCCCAUUGAUGGGAGAUAUGCAGAGGUAGAUGACAUUCUUCCUGAUGGCUUUAGAGUGAGAAAAGGAGAUGGAGUAAACUACAUGACCUAUGCCAUGGGCAGAAUGCCUUAUAUUUGGGGAAAAGAUGCUGACGAUUUCCGACCUGAAAGAUGGCUCAACAAUGGAAUUUUCCAGCCUGAAUCACCCUUCAAAUUCGUCGCAUUUCACGCGGGUCCUCGGAUUUGUCUAGGGAAGGACUUUGCUUACCGGCAGAUGAAGAUAGUAGCGACUGCUCUUCUUUGCUUCUUCCGCUUUAAAUUGGCUGAUGAAACGAAAAGUGUAACAUAUAGGACCAUGUUCACCCUGCACAUAGAUGGCAGUCUCCCUAUGCUUGCAGUUCCAAGGACAGCCUGA